AUGGGAAAAACGCAAAUAUGGGAAAAACGCAAAUAUGGGAAAAACGCAAAUAUGGGAAAAACGCAAAUAUGGGAAAAACGCAAAUAUGGGAAAAACGCAAAUAUGGGAAAAACGAAAAUAUGGGAAAAACGCAAAUAUGGGAAAAACGCAAAUAUGGGAAAAACGCAAAUAUGGGAAAAACGCAAAUAUGGGAAAAAACGCAAAUAUGGGAAAAAACACAAAUGUGGGAAAAAUGCAGAUAUGGGACAACUGCAAAUAUGGGAAAAAAGCAAAUAUGGGAAAAACGCAAAUAUGGGAAAAACGCAAAUAUGGGAAAAACACAAAUAUGGGAAAAACGCAACUAUGGGAAAAACGCAGGUAUGGGAAAAAUGCAGAUAUCGGAAAAACGCAGAUAUGGGAAAAACGCAGGUAUGGGACAAACGCAGAGAUGGGAAAAACGCAGAGAUGGGAAAAAUUCAGGUAUGGGAAAAACGCAGAUAUGGGAAAAACGCAGAUAUGGGACAAACGCAGAUAUGGGACAAACGCAAAUAUGGGACAAACGCAAAUAUGGGACAAACGCAAAUAUGGGACAAACGCAAAUAUGGGACAAACGCAAAUAUGGGACAAACGCAAAUAUGGGAAAAACGCAAAUAUGGGACAAACGCAAAUAUGCGACAUACGUAA
This is a messenger RNA of Schistocerca americana (American grasshopper), 663 nucleotides long. RefSeq names its product LWamide neuropeptides-like. The transcript has a single exon. Lineage: Eukaryota; Metazoa; Arthropoda; Insecta; Orthoptera; Acrididae. The record is from RefSeq and is a predicted model, not a curated record. Bases 1 to 663 code for a protein of 220 amino acids.